Messenger RNA from Homarus americanus (American lobster), 1609 nucleotides. Its product is annotated as glutathione S-transferase Mu 4-like. Bases 1 to 921 code for a protein of 306 amino acids. The record is from RefSeq and is a predicted model, not a curated record. Gene Ontology annotation, molecular function: glutathione transferase activity. Gene Ontology annotation, biological process: glutathione metabolic process. The transcript has 6 exons. NCBI's taxonomy places the organism in Eukaryota, Metazoa, Arthropoda, Malacostraca, Decapoda, Nephropidae.
AUGUUAAAGAAGCCACCAGGACAGAAAAUUGCCAAGGCUAACUCAUUUGGCGUAAAAGUUGUGAAUUCUUGGAAUUUACCUGUCAGAGAAUAUUGUGAUGACACCGAAUCGAAAUAUUUCGUAUUUGGGAUAAGUUUAGUAAGGUGUAUCGUCUACCUUAGCGGUUAUGUUGGAUUACGAGAAUUGGCAAUACUGGCUGCUGUCUCGACCAGGGAGGCGGGAGACUCACACGGUCACCUCAGUCGUCGUAUUUACACAACCUGGAGAAGAUGUCACCCAUACUUGGCUAUUGGAAGAUCCGCGGCCUGGCACAGCCGAUUAGACUUCUUGAAGAUACACUGGCACAGGUUUGAAGAUAAAAUAUACAGGUGUGGGACCAGCCCCCGAACCGACAAGUCAUGUUGGUUCGAUAUCAAGAACGACAUGGUCCUAGAUUUCCCAAAUCUUCCAUACUACAUUGAUGAUGACAAGAAGGUCACUCAGAGUAAUGCGAUCAUGCGUUACAUUGCACGAAAGCAUGACCUGUGUGGCAAGACAGAAGAGGAGAAGAUUCGUGUCGAUAUCCUCGAGAAUCAGGCCAUGGACUUUAGAAAUGGCUUUGUCAGGCUCUGUUAUCUUGAGUUUAACCUUCAGAAGCAGCGGUACCUAGAUGCUCUUCCCAACACCAUAAAGAUGUUCUCGGCUUUCCUAGGAGAUCGGAAAUGGUUUGCUGGAGAGAAUAUCACAUUUGUGGACUUCAUAAUGUAUGAGCUGCUGGAUCAGCACUUGCAGCUCAGUGAUAUCUGCCUCAAGGAUGCCAAGAACCUUAAGGAAUUCCAAAAGCGAGUGGAAGAACUGGAGCCGAUCAAGAAGUACAUGUCUUCACCCAGGUUCCUGAAGGUUCCAUUAAACAAUAAAAUGGCCAAGUUUGGAGCUAAUUAAGUACAGGGUACUGUAAUAAUUUUGUUGUCAUAUGAACCUUGAAUACUGUGAUGAAGUCUAUAAACAUGAGAUAUAGUAUGGAAGUACAGUACAAGAGGCAUUAUUGUGUCCUGAGUUAAAAAAUUCCUUGGCUUUACAAAUAUUAUACUUGAAAGAAAUGUGUGCCAUCGAUUGUCAUGAAUUCACUUAGUAAAUGGUCAUAUGGGAAACAAAGUAUUCAUGGUCUUCCAUUUCACCAAAUUGUUCUUUACUUGCCAUUUAAUGAACAUGUAUUUGCUUAUUCACUGUUAGUGGAUCUUGUUUACUGUAUAGAUCGGUUGGAGAAUAUUUUGAGAGAAGUAAUUAUACUAAGUAUUGUAGUGUACUGUAUUUGUGUAACUGAUGGUAGUACAGUAUGGCAGUGCCAAUCAAAAAAGCAUUGAUAAGUAGUGUUUGAGAGUUAUUAUGUGAAGUACAUUGCUCAUGGUUAAUUUAGUGAAGUAAGCUAUAGUGUACAAGCACUGGUAUAGUACUGUAGUUUUAAGCAGUCUUUUGUUUCAUGGUUCUUAUCUGAUUAGCAAUUAGCUUAUAUAUUUUAUACCGUGUAACCUGAUCAUAUCUUAUUGUACUGGAGAACAAAUAACUUAGUUUGGUUCAUGUGAACAGUGAAUGGUGUAGUAAAUAUAGAUUAAUAAAUUUUCUAGACUAA